Molecule: messenger RNA, 2632 nt
Organism: Uranotaenia lowii
Lineage: Eukaryota; Metazoa; Arthropoda; Insecta; Diptera; Culicidae
Exons: 3
Coding region: 137-1882 (581 amino acids)
Source: RefSeq, a predicted model, not a curated record
GACCGAACAGACUGAUGAUCAUUGAAACAAAAUUGUCAUCAGCUGAUAAGGAAAAUAAAUAGCGAAACUUCAUAUUUUCUGGUGGAAACCGAAAAAAGCACGAAAACAUCGUAAUUCAUAAUAAAAAAGUUUGAAAAUGCCAAUCGGUGGUUCCGGUUCAGUUGGCCAGCACUCAGACGACGACGAUGACUUCUUCAAGCCCACACCAAACUCAACGCUGGCUAAAAUUUUCGGUAUUGCUAAGCCAUCGACCAACACCAUCAAACGAAAGGAAGAACCGAACCCUAGGCCGGAUGUUGCGAAGGAAAGAGGAACUGUUUCUUCUGCUUCCAAAAUAUCCGAUCGCUACGGUUCCUCUUCAUUCCGGUAUGUUCCACCUUCGGCCACUCAGCAGAAUGAAAGUGACAAGAUUCGAGAGACGAAAACAUCUCAGGAAAAGACUAAUAAUCCCGAAUGGAUCGUGGCCUUGGCCAGCGUAGUAACAGCGUACAAAUUGAUCGACAACAACAAUAAGGGACUUGGAAAACUUGGGUUGGCGUUACUCAAAUUGGAUACUGCGUUAAAGAUUAUUCUUUAUAGAACAAAAACGGAUGCACUGGCCACACUAAAUGUAACUCCAACAACGGAAAUCUAUGUAAAGAGCGAAUAUUUACAAUUUAGAACUGAUGAUGAAAGUUUCUGGAGCGUCCUGUUUGAUAAAAGCGUAGAAAAAGAACAAAUUUUGACCAUACUGGGAAAGGUUUGUUUGAUACAUUUGGAAACAACUGAGCCGCCUGAGCCUAAACCUCCAGUACCUGCAGCUCGAAGCUUUCCUAUUGUAGAGGAGCCUGAAUCAGAGGUAGAAACAAGCAACAAACAUCGUUUAAUUUCGAGAAUGGCACGAAUGGGCCAAUCCAUUCUUCCUCAAUCAGAUAAAACUAGCAGCGUAAAUGAGGUCAGCGAUUCAUCCGAUACAGAUGUAGCACGGAUAGAAACCAUUCCACGACAUCAUCGACGCAGUGGAAGCGGUGGAAAAAUUCAUCCUGUAGCCAUUGGAAUGCAAAUGGUGCCGUCCUCACAGGCAGCUGCAGCAUUUUCUUCGGCUAUCGCUGGACAAAGCAUGAUGCAAACGGCCACCGAUGUGAAUUUUAAUUUGUUCAUGACCGAAUCGCGCAUGCAAGGAACUGAAGUUCGAAUGAACUUAUCGAAGCUCGAAACCAAACUGGAUCGAAUGCUAGACAAAAUAGAGCUCAUUAAUAUAAACAAUGGAUCAGAUGCAAGGUCGAACAUUGACAAAGAUGAAGAUAUUCUGCAAUUAGAAGAAAAAAAUCUUGAGCUGAAGAAAGAAAAUCAUGUGUUGAAAAAUAAAGUUAAAAAUUUAGAAUCAAAAACCAGUUCUGCCGAAGAAUUUACUUCGUUGAAAGAUAAUUUGGCAGCAUCAGAGAGACAAUGUAAUUUCUAUUCCAAAGAAAUUGAACAAUUACAGCAAGAUUUGCAUCUCAGUAAUGUCGAAAAUGACAAAAACUUGAAACAAAUUGAAAACUUAUCUAAUGAAAUAACUGCUAAAAAUUCGAUCAUUUCCGAAAAAACUGAGGAAUUAAAGGUUUUGAAUGAAAAAUUACAAAUUAUGAUAACGGAGCAGGAUUCCAUGAGGCAAAACAAUGCACUACUUGUAAAACAAGUAGAAAACUUGGAAAAGAGUAUUGCGAGCUUAGAAGACCAGAUUCAAAAGCAAUCGCCCCAAAAAGGAAAACAAGAUUUUGAUAUGAUGAUCAAAGAAAUAAUGAAUAACUGUUUUCAAAAGCUGUGUGAUAAAUUAGAAGAUAAAAACACCUUGCGAGUGAUAGGGCAAACCUUGAAGCAAGAAACUAAAGCAGUGCUAGAUCGGAAUUUGAAUCAAUAGACAACACUAUUCUCAGUUAAAUAAUCUUUUAAUGCAUUGAUAAAAGAACUGACCAAAAGUCCAAGCGAUUUUUAAACAGUAAUUUAAUUGUUCACAAGCUAGUUCAUUCACUUUCCCUCAAAAUUCCAAUUUUUUAUUUAGUGUCUCUGCAUCCUCGAUGUUUGCAGCAAUGGCGCAAAACUUAAAAAUAAAGCCUAUAUAGUCCACACUAGGCAACUUGGACUGCGAUUUCGGUUGCUGAGACUUGUUUAUGUUUACAUUUGCAUCUCGUCUCGUCUCAAGUCUCCCAACAAAUAUGGGAGACAUUCAGCAACCAAGAUGUAAACUUAAACAAGUCUCAGCAACCGAAAUCGCCAAGUCCAAGUUGCCUAGUGUGGACUAGGCUUAAGAAAACUUGCGACUCUGUCUAAAAAGUGAAUCUUGACCACACGAAAAAAUAAAAUCUUACCAAAAAGCCUUUAUGUCAAAUGGCCUUUAAGCCACAUGGCAUUAUACAAAUGGCCAUUUGCCAAAUGAAAUAAUGCCAAACAUCAUACUUCCCAGUUUUGACCAUCUAUAUCGUGAUUAGUUAAUGCUACACUAUAUACUUUCUCAAACGUAGGAUUUUAGAAAUUUCUUAGUUUUUUUUAAUUUUAAGUACAAUUCUGUGUUGUGUACAGCUUUAAGUUAGUUCACUUAGUUACUGAUUCAAUAAAUAUUUCUAUGUUAUGUAUUACCUAUGUAGAAGAAUAAAGAGGAUCAAGCUGUGAC